AUGAGGCAAUUUGUGGAGAUGGUGUGUAAUAGGGAGUUUAUGAACAAAGCGCCCGAUGAAGCUUGGGAUUAUUUUGAUCUCUUGGCCGAAAAUGCUCAAGUCUGGGACACCACAGAGAGGACUGAUAAGGCAAAACUUGAACCUAGUUCUAGGGGAGGUUUAUAUCACAUUAAAGCAGAUGAGGAUAUAAGUGAUCGUAUUGCUACAUUGACAAGGAAGGUGGAGGCAUUAGAGUUGAGCAAAGUGGGUGUGACUAAGAAUCCCAAACCAAUUGAGAUUAGCUGUGAGAUUUGUGAAGCUAAUGUGCAUUUGACCAAGGAUUGUCCCACAAUCCUUGCUUUCAAAGAGGUGUUGCAUGAACAGGCCAAUGCAGCCAAUGCAUAUCAAAGACCAUUCAGUUCACCCUAUUCUGAGACGUAUAAUCCUAACUUGCGGAAUCACCCGAAUUUUAGUUGGAGAAAUGGUCAAUCUGCAAAUGAACCUCAAGGAUCUUCUUCUCAUGCGCCUUAUGUGCCACCACAUAAGCAAACCUUGGAGGAAACAUUGCAAGCUUUCAUACAAAGCCAAAAUCAGAUCAACCAAGAAGUAAAAAACUCAAUUGGUAGAAUUGAGUCUCAGUUGAAUGUGAGAGAGAAAGGAAAGUUUCCAGCCCAACCUGAACCUAACCCAAGGACUCGAGCUGGGGUAAAUGAAGUCAGCAAUACUCAAGUGGAACAUGCCAAGUCUAUCACUAUCCUUAGGAGUGGAAAGAUGGUUAAUAAAGAGGUCCCAACAAAAGUUUCACCAUCUAAGGGAGAUUUCGAAACCAAGGAAGAUGGCAAGCCUAGUGAGGGUGGAGAUGUUGUGGAGAAAGUGUAUGAACCUGUUGCCCCAUUUCCCCAAAGGUUGCUUGCACCUAAAAAGGGAACAGAAAAUCAAGAUAUUUUGGAAGUGUUCAAGCAAGUGAAGAUAAACAUUCCUUUGUUAGAUGCCAUCAAACAAAUUCCUUCAUAUGCCAUAAAAACUUAUGCCAGGUUUGGCCGAAAAAUCCACUGGAACCGCCGGAUUCCGAUUAUGACCGCCGAUCCUGGAGGAUCGGACCUCCCUGGGCUCACGGGUUCACAGGAUCCUUUCCGGGUUGAUGGGUUUUAG
Alnus glutinosa is the source of this 1131-nucleotide messenger RNA. RefSeq lists its product as uncharacterized. NCBI's taxonomy places the organism in Eukaryota, Viridiplantae, Streptophyta, Magnoliopsida, Fagales, Betulaceae. The transcript is spliced from 2 exons. The record is from RefSeq and is a predicted model, not a curated record. Bases 1 to 1131 code for a protein of 376 amino acids.